GAAAGGAAGAAGCUUUGAGGGCAGGAGAAAAGGUGUUGUGUUCGUCCUUACCAGAAGACAAGACAAGACAAGACAAGAGAAGAGUGUGUGUUCGUGUUAGAUCGGAUUCAAUCCAUCCAAGAGUUUUGUUUAUUCGAUUCGUCGAGCACAAUUUCGAAUCCCAAUUGACGGAAUCAAAAAGCUGCAAACACCAGAAGCAAAUUCGUCGUCAAAUUGAAAAGAGUCAAACUUUGUAACCCAGAAGCAAGCUGGAGAAAAUUCGUCGUCUACAGUCUCUCAUUUGAUUCUUCGAGUUUUCUCUCAAUCAAGGUCCAAUUCGCUCUCAAAACCCUAACUCGGGUUGCACUGACGCCAGUGCUAAGUUUAUGCUGUUACGAGAUAUUGCCCAAAAAGAAGAAGAAGAAGUGCAUGUCCAUGUAAUGGUAGUGCUAGAGUGCAGAUUUUUCUUUGAGUUUAUAGGCCGGCUAUAGUUUGGAGAUAUGCAAAGGUAUCAUCCUGCAAACUGCACUAGUGCAGUCAACAAUAGCGCUACAGGUGGUGGUUCAUCAGGACGAUCUGAUUCCUCUUCCAUUGGAAACUACUCCUUAAACUCCAGGAGGCCACCACCGUUGACACCCUACAAGUUGAAGUGUGAAAAGGACGGUCUCAACUCCCGACUUGGACCGCCUGAUUUUCAUCCUCCAACAUCAACUUCUCCCGAAGAGAACCUAACCAAAGAGUAUGCUCAGUCUGGAUACAAGGAAACUGUUGAUGGACUUAAGGAAGCCGAUGAGAUUAUAUUGACUCAUUUCCAUACUUUUUCCAAGCCUGUUGUCAUAAAGUGCAAAGAGGCUGUCAGAAAGUGUUUUAGAGCUAUCAAUGACUCUCGUGCACUGAAGCGCAAGGCUGGUCAGGUUUAUGGGGUGCCUCUCUCUGGUUCGCUUCUAUGUAAGCCUGGAUUUCCAGAACUAAGAUCCUGUGGGGAGGAGACGAAGAAAAAAUGGAUUGAGAGUUUAUCACAACAGCACAAGCGAUUGCGCUCUUUGGCUGAUAACAUUCCUGGAUAUAAGAGAAAAACCUUAUUUGAAGUCCUCAUAAGGAACAAUGUUCCGUUACCGAGAGCUACAUGGUUUAUAAAAGUGACUUAUCUUAACCAGGUUCGACCUAGUUCCGGGUCUAUUCUUUCAGGGACACCUGACAAAACACAAAUUACUCGGUGUGAGCAAUGGACAAAAGAUGUUGUUGACUACCUGCAAUACCUCUUGGAUGAACUUCUGUCACGGAAUAAUUCAUAUCCUUCUCAGCAAACUAGAGAUAGGUCGCCACAGAUGCUGUACACAGGAUCAAUUCAAAAGAUAAGUCCAGCAUCAGCAAGUCUUUACGGUGAGGAAACAUCUCUGCAUUUUAAGUGGUGGUAUAUGGUGCGUCUUCUACAGUGGCACCUUGCGGAGGGGCUUCUUCUUCCUAAUCUCAUUGUUGACUGGGUUCUCAGACUCUUACAGGAAAAGGAGGUCUUUGAGACUUUGCAGUUGCUACUCCCCAUUGUAUACGGUGUUUUAGAGAGCAUUGUUCUCUCUCAGACAUAUGUGCAGAAUCUUGUGGCUAUUGCUGUCCGUUUCAUCCAAGAACCUGCUCCUGGUGGAUCCGAUCUUGUUGAUAACUCCCGACGAGCCUAUACUCUCUCUGCUUUAACUGAAAUGAUUCGCUACUUGGUACUGGCUGCACCCGACACAUUUGUUGCUUCAGAUUGCUUCCCACUACCUCCUUCCAUAGCAGCAUGUGGACCCAAUGACGUGAGCUAUGCAUCAAAAGCAUAUGAGAAUCUGGAAAAGCUGAGAAGUAAUUCUGCAGAGAUUUCUACCCAGUUUCAAGGGAGAGGAGUUGAUUCUCGUUUUGAGUUUCUUUCUUUUGAUUAUACCAUUUCAACGGUUCAGAGAAGUGCAGAUGAUUUGGCAAAGAUAGCUAGCGCUGGCUAUCCUCAACAUAACGGGGCUAAAGCUGUUCAGGCAUUGGAUAAAGCUUUAUCGGACGGAGAUAUCAGAGCUGCUUACGGUUAUCUCUUUAAAGACCUCUGCAACGGAGCCGUCGAGGAGACCUGGAUUGCUGAAGUCAGUCCAUGCUUAAGAACAUCUCUUAGAUGGAUAGGGGAUAUUAGCGCAUCCUUUGUUUGCUCCGUUUUUUUCCUUAUUGAAUGGGCGACAUGUGAUUUUAGAGAUUUCCGGGAUGGUGAGCCUAAAGAUAUCAAGUUCUCUGGCAGAAAAGAUUGUUCUCCGGUGCAUUUAGUUAUUCAGCUUCUGAAGCAAAAAAGUCUGGGUGGGGAAUUUGCAGCUCGCAGAGGAAAGAACCAUCGCAGCAAUUUUCUUGGUGGGUCGAUGGAUGCAUUUGAAAGUCCGGGCCCAUUACAUGAUAUCAUAGUCUGUUGGAUUGAUCAGCACGAGGUACACAGGGGUGGAGCAAAGCGCUUGCAGUUACUCGUUUUUGAACUUAUACGUUCUGGAAUCUUCAAUCCCGUAGCAUAUGUGAGACAACUCAUACUUAGUGGCAUGAUUGAUGUGAUUCAACCUGCUGUUGAUCUUGAAAGGAGAAUGAGGCAUCAUCGCAUACUGAAACAGCUACCUGGUUGUUUUGUACAUGACACCUUAGAGGAAGCACAAUUUUUAGGAGGAUAUAAGCUUUCGGAGGCUGUGAGAAUAUAUUCAAAUGAACGGCGCCUUCUUCUGCGAGAGUUGCUUGUUGGUAAAGGUAAACAUUUCAAUACUUUAGCUCUGUCAGAUCAGAAGUCAAAGAAAAAAUCCACUUCAUUUCCGCUGGUUGAUUUGCCAAGGACGUUUGAUGCCAUGGGCGAUAGUGAGGGACUUCGAAAACAUACCAAGAGCAGUGUAGAUAUUAGAGAACUGAAGGAGCGCAUAGCAGCCCUGCUGCAGUUUCCCCGUAUGUCUUGCGGUGUGAAAAACCCUGUACCAGAUGAAUUUCAAAGUAGUGUUAAGGGAUCAACUGGAUCUGUGUAUAGCAAGGUGGAUCAACUAGAAGCUACACCAGGGUGUGAAGACUGUAGAAAGGCAAAAAGACCGAAAAUGGAUGAUGAAAAGAGCUCUUGGAGUUCACCAAUUAUAUCAAAUGAAGAAGAUAACUGGUGGAUCAAGAAGGGAUUGAAAACAGUGGAGCCUUCUCUGAAGGUUGAUCCUCCGAUAGAGUUGACUAAACAAGUACCGAGGGGUAGGCAGAAGAUGGCGCGCAAAACACAAUCUCUGGCUCAACUACAAGCUACUAGGAUUGAAGGUAGCCAGGGCACUUCAACUAGUCAUGUUUGUGAUAGUAAAGUAAGCUGUCCUCAUCAUGGCCAUGGAGUGGAAGGAGAAAACCAUUGGGUGGUUGAUGUGUUUAGAACUUCCACCCCUGUGGAUAUUGUAUCUGUUGGAAACUCUUUGAAGCAGCUACAGUUUGUUGAUAAGCGGUCUAUUGCGGUUUGGCUUACAACUGUGGUUCGGCAACUUGUUGAAGAGUCCGAAAAGAGCAGUGUGAAAGUUGGGCAGUUCAACAAAGCUGCUCCAGUUGAAGAGAGUAGGACAACUAGGUGGAAGCUUGGGGCAGACGAGCUAUCUGCCAUAUUAUUUCUCAUGGAUCUCUCUCUGGAUUUGGUUUUAGUGGUUAAAUUUCUUCUUUGGUUAUUGCCAAAGGGCAACAGUAGCCCAAAUUUUGCCAUUCAAGGUGGGAGAAACCUUGUAAUUAUGCCAAGGGAUGUUGAAAACAACACGUGUGAAGUAGGGGAAGCUAUUCUAGUAUCAUCACUUAGGAGGUAUGAAAAUAUUCUACUUUCAGCAGAUCUUGUUCCUGAGACCAUGACAGCUUUGAUGGCACGUGCUGCAUCACUUAUGUCCAGUAAUGGAAAGAUUUCUGGAUCAGCAGCCUUAGUUUAUGCUCGCUAUAUAUUGAAAAGAUAUGGAAGCGUUCCCAGUGUGGUGGAAUGGCAUAGCAAUUUCAAAGCAACAUGUGAAAAGAGGCUUCUUUCUGAACUUGAUCAUACGCGACCAGGAAACGGUGAGUAUGGAAUCCCCCUUGGGGUUCCAGCAGGAAUAGAUAAUCCAGAUGAGUAUUUACGUAAAAAAAUCACUCGUCCUUCAAGAGUGGGGUUGACUAUGAGAGAAGGUGUGCAACGAAAAGUUGAAGAGGCAACUCAGUAUCUCAGAAAACUCAUGGGUACUGGUACCAUGAAAGCCUCCUCACCUGCUGAGAAGAAUGAUUACGGGUAUCAGGUGGCCCAACAAAUUGUAGUUGGGCUAAUGGACUGCAUUAGACAGACUGGCGGUGCAGCUCAAGAGGGUGAUCCCUCUUUGGUUUCUUCUGCGGUUUCUGCAAUAAUAAACAGUAUAGGGAUUUCCAUGGCAAAGAAUUCAGAUCUCUCUGUUCAUCCAUCUGGCGUAGGUUCAUCUAAUAUCGCACGAUAUGUUUUGCAAAUCCAUAUAACCUGUCUGUGCCUUCUUAAGGAAGCACUUGGAGAGCGACAAAGCCGAGUCUUUGAAAUAGCGCUUGCAACAGAAAGUUCCACUGCUCUUUCUGGAGCCUUCGCCCCUGGGAAGGGAUCCCGAAGUAGUCAGCAUCAGCUCUCUCCUGAAUCCUUUGAUUCAAAUGCGAACAUCACCACAAAUGAUAUGCCUAAUGGUAGUGGAAAAAUACCGCUGAGCAGAGCAACAAAAGUUACUGCAGCUGUAUCUGCACUUGUUAUAGGUGCUAUCACACAUGGCGUUAUAACUCUUGAGAGGAUCGUUGGUUUGCUGAGACUAAGGGAGUACUUAGAUUUUGUUCAGUUUGUAAGGCGUACAAAAUCGAGUUCUAAUGGCAGUGCUAGGUCUGUGGGAGCCUCUAAAAUGGAAAACCCUGUUGAAGUUUAUGUACAUUGGUUCAGACUUCUUGUUGGUAAUUGCAAAACUGUUUCGGAAGGGCUUGUUUUGGAGCUUGUGGGAGAAUCUUCCGUGGUGGCUGUAUCGCGUAUGCAGCGCAUGCUUCCGCUGAAAUUGGUCUUCCCACCAGCGUAUUCUAUUCUUGCUUUUGUUCUGUGGAGGCCUUUUGUUUCGAAUGGUAACUCUAACUCCGGCGUCCAUGAUGACUCUCACCGCCUUUAUCAGUCUUUAACAAUGGCCUUCCACGAUGUGAUUAAACACCUUCCUUUCCGAGAUGUGUGUUUGAGAGACACCCAGGGACUUUAUGAACUGAUAGUUGCUGAUUCCACAGACGCUGAGUUUGCAUCUGUACUUGAGUUGAAUGGUUUGGAUAUGCACCUGAAAGCCGUGGCCUUUGCUCCUCUUCGUGCACGUCUUUUCCUAAAUUCAUUAAUUGAUUGUAAGGUGCCAUCCUGUGGUUACUCCCACGAAGGAGGAGGAGUUAGUGAAGCAGCAAAAAACCGACACCAGGGAAAUGGAACCAGUCUUGUGGACAAGCUCGUAUCUGUAUUAGAUUGCCUGCAACCUGCAAAGUUUCACUGGCAGUGGGUUGAACUCAGGCUGCUUCUAAACGAACAAGCACUAACUGAGAAACUUGAAAAUCACGACAUGCCUUUGACAGAUGCAAUACGAUCUUCCUGUCCUACCUCUAAUGAGAAGUCUGAAGCCUCUGAGAAUGAGAAAAAUUUCAUUCAAAUCCUCCUCACAAGGUUGUUAGUGAGAUCUGAUGCGGUUCCACUUUUCACGGAAGUGGUUCAUCUCUUCGGUAGAUCGGUUGAGGAUUCAAUGCUGAAGCAAGCUGAAUGGUUUCUAGCAGGUCAAGAUGUUCUUUUUGGACGAAAAACAAUCAGGCAAAAGCUGAUUAUAGUAGGUGAAAGCAAAGGACUUCCCACGAAACCUCAGUUUUGGAAACCUUGGGGUUGGUGCAAUAACUCCAGUUCUGAUCCUAUCACGGGAAACAAGGCAGCAGCAGGGAAGAAAAGGAAGUUGGAAACUGUAACUUCUAUGGAAGAAGGAGAAGUGAUCGAACAAGGGUUGGGUUCAAAAAAGUUAUUAUUAGAUGAGAAGAAUCGUCUCUGCUUUGGGGUUACAACUGAGAGGGCUUUUGUUAAGCUAGUGCUUCCAUGCAUAGAUCAAAGCUCUGAUGAAUCUAGAAGUACCUUUGUGAAUGAGUUGGUAAAGCAGUUUAGCAGUAUUGAGCAGCAGGUAAGUUCUGUUACCAACCGGAUCACUAAACACAUGGGAACUGCUUCAUCUGGGUCUACUGAGGUUUCAUCAAGUAAAGGAAGUACUCGGAAGGGCCUUCGUGGUGGUAGCCCUAGUUUAGCAAGAAGAUCCGCAACAACAAAUACUACUGACACCGUGCCACCACCUUCCCCUGCUGGUUUGAGAUCUUCUAUGUCUUUGCGGUUGCAUUUUCUGCUAAGAUUACUGCCUGUCAUCUGCAGGGAACCGUCGUUUAGGAACACGAGACACACACUUGCGUCUACUAUAGUUCGUCUGCUUGGAAGUAGGGUAGUUUAUGAAGAUUCUUCUCCGCGUAAUGACUUAUCAAAGUUGGAGACAGAAUCAACAACAGAUCCAUCUUCCAUGGCAGAUCUUUCUAAUGAAGUCUUAUUUGACCGUUUACUGUUUGUACUCCAUGGGCUGUUAAGCAAUCACCAGCCAAAUUGGCUGAAGCCAAGGUCUUCCUCUAAUGAAUCAUCCAAAGACUUUACCUUGUUUGAUCGUGAUGCAGCGGAGAGCUUACAGAAUGAGCUUGCGCGGAUGCAGUUACCAGACACCAUUAGAUGGCGGAUCCAAGCAGCGAUGCCAACCCUUCUUCCUUCUCUGCGGUGCUCUCUCUCGUGUCAGCCACAUUCUGUUCCGGCAACGGCACUCACACUUGUUCAACCAUCUGCUGGUCUCAAUCAAAGAAACUCCCCUGCCAUACCAAAAACCGUAACAGCAGCAGGGCAAGGGAAGUUGAAGCAGACGAUGUUGUCACAGUCUCAGCAGCAGCAAGAAGCAGAAAACACGGAUGUGGUUGUUGACCCAUGGACGCUUUUGGAAGACGGGACGAGCUCAGGUCCAUCAAGCAGCAAUCCUUUAAACAACAGUGACAUGGGCAAUGUUCGAGCCACAUGUUGGCUAAAAGGUGCAGUGAGGGUAAGACGUACUGAUCUCACAUACAUUGGUUCAGUGGAUGAAGACAGCUGAGAAUGAGUAUAUAGUUUCUUUUGAUGAUCAUGAGAGAGAGAGAGAGAGAGGGAGAGAGCUCUGGAAAGUGACAAGCAAAGAAGCUCUUUGGAUCUUCGGUGCCUUAGAAAGACUGUAUCUCAUUUAUUGAGGGGCUGGCUCAUCAUAAGAAGACUGAAGCAGGCAAAGUCCAUUUAUUGAGAGAUCUCUACGAGAGUCUUGUGUGUCUGUGUGGCUUCUUCUUCUUCAGUUCUUUUGUAUUUUAACUACUACUAACUAACCCUUUUUUUGCUUACACCACCCGGACCCAAUGUUGGUUCGGAACCCUGUUGUAUAUAAAUAGGGAUUCAUCAUUCGAUAAUUAGUUGUCUCAAUUAUUAUCAUUGUCUAUCUUCUAAAUAAUAUUACCCUUAGAACU
Molecule: messenger RNA, 7512 nt
Organism: Brassica oleracea var. oleracea
Lineage: Eukaryota; Viridiplantae; Streptophyta; Magnoliopsida; Brassicales; Brassicaceae
Product: mediator of RNA polymerase II transcription subunit 12-like
Exons: 13
Coding region: 480-7115 (2211 amino acids)
Biological process (GO): regulation of transcription by RNA polymerase II
Cellular component (GO): mediator complex
Molecular function (GO): transcription coregulator activity
Source: RefSeq, a predicted model, not a curated record